UUGCAAGUUGUAAACACCCCCGUAUGCUCACCUUAUCACCCCUCGACAGGCGUGAAAAAGAGUUAUGCUAUCUUCAAUAUCUAAGCAAAAACAAACCUCCCCAUACAGAAGCGGAGACACGCGCGUCAACAGCAGCCCUGUGCCCAGUUAUGCAGGAGAACAACGGGGAAUCAAAGCGUUUUUGUUCUCAAAAAGGAGUGAAGGAUGACCUAUGAUUACUUGAGACGGCUGUUGGCGGUUCAUGUGGUUCUGUGCACUAUAGGAGGUGCGCACGUAGUCCAGGGGGCACGUGAUUUCGAAAAGAAAGUGUCCAUGCUACUCCAUGAGGAGUCAAAAAACCCCAAAUGUUUCGCAGAAAGCAGGAAGGAUCUGACAUGUUUCUGGGAGGAGAAUGAGAAGGCCGGCUCUGUGGACCAGUAUUCCUUUGUAUACAAAUACCAAAAUGAUCGCAGUGAAAGUAAGUGCCCACUGAAGGCAUUCCAUCUCACAAGUGGAAGAAAACUGUAUGUUUGUCACCUGAACCAAACCCAGUUGUUUGUGCAAAUGGAUAUUGAAGUGAACCGUGAUGGACAUCUCAUCCACAACCGCAGUCUUCUGAUUGAGUCAACCUUUUUAUUGGAUCCACCUGCUAACGUGACCGUAAGCAACGGCGCAAAGCCAGGACAGGUCAAUAUCAGUUGGAUUCCUCCUCCCGUAAAGUACAUGGAUGAUAGCAUGAUGUACGAGGUCUUCUACAGCCCUAUGGACAGUCACAUCGGGAAGGUGGAGGUGGCCCGUGCUUCUUCAGAGCUGGUUCUCAGAGGUCUUCAGCCAGCGACUAGGUACAAGGUCCAAGUGCGUGUGAACCUGGACGGUGUCAGCUACAGCGGCUACUGGAGUGCAUGGAGUGACCCGGUCUUCAUUCUUACGCCCCCUGCAGAUCUUGAUCCACUCAUCAUAUCUCUCAGUGUGAUCAUCUCUUUCAUUUUCUUGGUGCUAUCUCUCACAAUGCUAGUAUCCCAUCGCAGAUAUUUGUUGAAAAAGGUUUGGCCUACUAUUCCAACUCCAGAAAACAAGUUCCAGGGCUUAUUUACCAUUUAUGGUGGGGACUUCCAGAAGUGGUUAGGACACACCGAUGGAGAUCUGUGGCAGAGCCCAAAUGUAUUCUACCCCGAGGAGGGCCCCUCACCUCUGGAAGUGCUGUCCGAGCUGCCUGUGAGCCCCCUGCUGCAGUGCCCUCCACUGCCCCCUAAAGGCUGCAGGGUGCCUCAGGAGGUGAAAACAGAAAUGGACAUGGGGCCAUCUCUACAAAGAGAAGAUUCCACUCAGAGUGAGGAUUGGACAACCAAGUCACAUGAUCACUGGCUCAUGGAGCGUCUACAAGCACUCCAGCAGCACCCAAUUCCAUACUCACAGGAGUCCCAGGACACUUAUGUCACCUUGAGCCACAACAACAAUGAAGAUGUGCAAGAUAGCAUCCCAGUGGAGAACGUACCUCUGGAGGUUCUGUUCACUUCAAGGAAAGAGUCAGAAUCUCCCUCGGACUUAGGCUCUGGGUCGGGCCAGCUGUCAUCCCAAUCCAGUUUUGAGUACUCCAACCAGGAAUGGGCCCACAAACCCCCUGGGUAUACAUACAUGGCUGUGGCCGACUCCGGGGUUUCCAUGGACUACAGUUCUAUGAACAGACUGGAGGAUAUUGGGAGAGUACCUGUAUUUACUCAUGAAUACAAGAAUGACAUUGCUUUGCGGAGAGCCUUUGUAACCAGGCAACACCACGUUCACAACUAUUGAGCAUCUAUAUUAGCCUUGUUUAGACCAACUGGUGCAGUACUGUCAAUGGGGAUAUUUUACUAUACAGCAUAGUAACUACGUUUGCAACAUAUACUAUUAUUUGACACGUAUCACUUUUUUAGCCAUUAUAUGGAACUGUUUUUUGUUUUUUUGUCCAGAUAAUAGUUUACAGUAGUGAAGGUCCAUGCUAGUUUCACAUUUUAACAUUUCACUGGGAUAUCACGGGACAUUCAGGAUUUCUUAUUAGAUCCAGAUACAUAAAUCAAACAUAGCUACCAAUUUUACUGAGUUACUGGAAUGAUAAGCAGUUUGUCACAUAUCAAGAAUAUAAAAAUGCAUUAAACUAAACAGAGUUGGUAUAAUAGUGAUGAGUACUGGUAGCUUAUUGGCCUCCAACAAGCAAUUAUACAUUUUACAGCAUUUUCUGGGGGUCUGCCUGAUAUAGGUUUUGAAACUGCAAAAAUUGUAUCAGUAUCAAAUGAGUAUCAGCUUUCAUUUCACACUGUACCAAAUGCACUGUACUUUUGGUAAAACAAGGCUUAAGUUGCUCUGUGUUGGAUUUAUAUCUAUAUUAUAUAACUAAAACUGUAAGAGGAAAGAUUAAAAAAGAAUAAGCUAGGAAUCACACACAGUCCACGGGUUGUAUAUAUAUGUCAUAUCUCUUUUCUGUACAGAAGGAAA
Periophthalmus magnuspinnatus is the source of this 2451-nucleotide messenger RNA. RefSeq names its product erythropoietin receptor (gene epor). Gene Ontology annotation, biological process: cytokine-mediated signaling pathway; hemopoiesis; positive regulation of cell population proliferation. Gene Ontology annotation, cellular component: membrane; external side of plasma membrane. Gene Ontology annotation, molecular function: cytokine receptor activity; protein binding. The transcript is spliced from 8 exons. NCBI's taxonomy places the organism in Eukaryota, Metazoa, Chordata, Actinopteri, Gobiiformes, Gobiidae. The record is from RefSeq and is a predicted model, not a curated record. The coding region runs from base 205 to 1770 and encodes 521 amino acids.